Molecule: messenger RNA, 3563 nt
Organism: Acipenser ruthenus (sterlet)
Lineage: Eukaryota; Metazoa; Chordata; Actinopteri; Acipenseriformes; Acipenseridae
Gene: lekr1
Product: leucine, glutamate and lysine rich 1
Exons: 13
Coding region: 266-2332 (688 amino acids)
Source: RefSeq, a predicted model, not a curated record
UCCUAUCGCUGCACCCUGGAAUACUGCUGCUGAAUUCUGUACCCUCGGUUUGGUCUUGCGUCAGUCAUUCUUACGUCCGACGUAUUUUGCGAGCGUAGUUGCCAUAGUUUCAGGAGACGCUAGCGUCGCCUGAAAGUGCAGAGAGCUAAACAGAUUCAGUAUUACGUACUGGAUUGAUUUUAUUCAACAAAAAAUUGCAAACCGGAAAGCCUUUUCUAACCACCUUGCAUACACGAAACAGCUGCUGCUUAAUCCCAGAGAAGACAUGGAAAAUCACACACCGAGUCACCCUUUACCUGUUGAAAUUCAGCAGAUGGAUCCUGACGAGACGGUUUGUAAGUACUGUGGAGUCAGCUACUUGAUACAUCACGAAUUCAAGCUGAUGGAAGAGAAAGUCAAAGCAAUGGAGGCUGAGGUGGAGUUUUAUCGGGGCAGUGUGGAGCGAGAAAAGACACUGCUAGUGGAUUUACAGACCCUGAACAUGCGUCUGGAGCAGUACAAGGCAACCAGUGAACAACAGUCUGAGAGCUUGAAAGUCGUUGGCAUGGAAUUGGCAGGCAAACAGACCGAACUGGAGACUGUAAUUGGUGACGUGAGCAUCAUUGGGAACAAGUUGAAAGAAGCCGAACACCAGUCCCAAAUGUUCAAGUCGAAAUACCAAGAACAGAUCUCUGCCUUGAAGAAGGCAUUGGGUUUUCUUCAGCUGAUGAAGAAGGAGCUGACAAGAGUCAAGGGUGUGGUUUCUGAGUUCUCAGACAUCCAGAGAGGGUUUAGCACAGAGCUGAUGAAUAGAAGCAGAGGUGCUCAUGCAGAAAUCACCACAUUACAUGAAUCUCUGGGCACCUCUCAGACGCAGAUUACAUGCCUUCGGGAGCAGGUGAGGGAUCUUCAGUCUGUGGCAGCUGCAGCUGAGUUAAAAGAUCAGCAGCUCCAAACCUUAGUCCAUGGAGAAUCCCAACUGCAAAACAAGUGCCAUGAAAUGCAAAAACAAACAUUGGACUUAAACAAUCAGCUUAAAACUCUCCAGCUGAGACUCCAGAAAGGGACCUCUGAAGUGGAGCAUUAUAAGCAGCUAUUUAUGUCCAAAUCAAAUGAAAACGAAGAUAAUCUUUCCAGACUGAGACGACAUGAAAAUGAACGAAAAGAAGCUGAAUCUAGACGCUGCGAGGAGUUAAGGGUGAAGGAAGAAGAGUGGCUGGCUUGUAACCAGAAGUGCAAAUAUUUACAGGAGCAGCUCUCUGAUAAGGAGAGGAAGGAAGAGGAAAUAAGUCGAAGAAACUCUCGAUCAGAAAAUGAAAAUGAAACUCUGAAAACUGCCCUGAAGCAGGCUGAAGAGGAAAUAUCCACUUUGAAGCAGGAAAGGGAGUUAACAAUACUUUCUCAUCAGAGUACAAUCGAACAGCUGCGGGAGAACUUCAGACAGGAGAUGGUGGAAGGAGAUAGCUGGGGGUCAAAGGUUAAUGAAGAACUGUCAAAAGAACAAGUGCAGCUCUCCUUAGGGUUACAAGAGGCUGAACAGAGGUUGAGAGAAGAAGCUAGAAUGGAGUUAGAUAUUGAGAGAGAAAAAUUUCAGGAGCUAAUCCAGAAAUACCAGAAAGAACACGAAGAGCUUCAGAAAAAGGUGCCUUUCCUUAUUCAUACUGCCACCAUGGAGCUGAAAGAAGAAAUGAGUAGUUUGGAGAAAACGUUGGAGGGAGCUCAAAUGAGUCUAACGGAGAAGGAGAAUAGAAAAGAUCAAGAAAUUGAGAGUCUGAAGAAACUGGUCUUUAAGUUUGAGAGCCAGCUGAGGCAUGAACAGAACAGUGUUGAUGCUUUGACUGCAGAGUUGAGGCACAAUAAGCAGCAGAAGUCACAAAAGCUAAUCGAAAUAACUAAAGAAUUAGACCAGCUAACACAGGAGUCCUAUCAAUUGCAUGAAGAGAACUCUCUGCUCCAGGAGACUGUGCGCAGAGAGUGUGAGGAACGCUUUGAGCUAACCGAGGCUUUGAGCCAGGCCCGAGAGCAGCUACUGGCGCUGAAACGACUCAGCGGGGGGCUGAAGAUUUCACAACGCUCUCUCAGUCAAACUAAUCUGGUCUUGUCCUCCCCAUCUGCCAGCAGCCAAGGACAGAAAGGCAUGAGCACCCAGAGUUCUGGGAUAGAGACAAAGUGCGGAGGCCUGACAAGAUUAGCUGGGAGUGCUGAAACACCUAGCAGCACUCGGCUGCGUAGCAGCGGUAAUGGACUACCUUCAGUUCCCCUUCCACACCCACCAAGGGAGAGGGCAUCUUCCAUGAGUGAAGCCAGGCACAGAAUCGCAGCUGCCAUACGAAAAAAGGAGAACAAGAUGUGACUCGCGAAGCCUGGGUUCAAUGUUUGUGCUUAAAAUGAACCUGUCAUUUAGAAUGUUUUGUUUGAUCAACUUUACUGUACCAAGGUUUUUGAUUUUUUUUGGCAGAAGAGAAGCUGGAAAUCUGCGUGGCAUGGAACUCAUUUCCUUUUAAAGCGGAUCACGUGGAAUUGGAAGGAUUGUGCUGCUGUUGGAAACUGUUUUUCAUUAUUAACAGUAUUUGCUUUAAACAGCGUAGCCCUGAACAUUAAUCAUUCUAUAAUCUGCAUUAAUAAUCAAAGUGUUUUUGAGGAAGUGUAAGGAUAGCUUGACUGAAAAUAUUUUAAGGAAGUUAAUGUUCUUUAUUUUUUUUUUUUUUUACUUUUUCCUUAUGUCUCAAGUAUUCACAUGUAUUAGAACCCACUUUAUUCAGUCAGGCUCUGCCAAGAAAUAAAAUUACUGAGGAAAAUCACCUAUAUCCCUCGAUGGUUAUGUAUUUCCUUAGAUGAUUAUUUUUGCAAUGCUCACUUAGAACCAUCAAUUGAGCUGAAUGAUGGUAGAUCAAAUAAAAAAUGCCAGUUUGUUUUGACUCAAGGUCAUCUCUUUAAAGAAAUAUUUUCUGCAAUUAUAUAGGCCUGCAGUUCAUAAUCAGCUGGUUUCAAGCAUGUUUACCUAAACUGUUUCAGCCAACCCCAGACUAUGUUUGCAUACUUUUCGGCCCUGUAAAAUGGGCUGUAAAUGAUAAUCACAAGUUAAACAGGUUUCCUUUAUUAAUGUAUUCAGGGUGUAUUCAGUCUCUGUGCCUCAUCACUGUUACAUGAAGGUGGCUUUAGUUUCAGUUCUGGCUUCCCAAAUGCCACAAAAUGCAGGUGCAGCUAUUGUACUGCAGUUCUUGGCUGGCGUGUGGAAGAACUGUGUAUUUCUCACACACAAUACAGCUGCAUUUCUCCCCCUCCUCCUGGACUGUUUACUUCAAAGCCAUUCAGAUAUAAAUGUAUUACAUCAUGCUUCCUGUUAAUGAAGCUCUGCGUGACUUUUUAAUCUCUUCUGUUCCUGCUGGAGGGGUUUCCAACUUCUGUUUCAUUGUAGUUUUUUUUUUUUUAACUCACUAUUACCUGUACUGCAAACCAAGGAAUCUGUCAAUGUCAGGCCUCCUCCACACCUUGGGUCAUGUAUGGAUACAAUGAGGCAUUUCCAUGCCACCACUCCUUGUCAUCCUUUGAGGGUUUGUUUUGAGUAUUGCAUUAAAACACAC